UCUCGAAACCGUCGAGCAAUCGAGUUUUGUUGCAUUGUGGUUAUUAUUUCCCACUUGAUGCUGUAUUUAGUCAAUUUUUAUAAAUUCGACCAAAAGAGUGGGAAAUUCUCGUGUUUCGCAAUACUUUGUUCUUUUUCCUGUCAUUCCAUUUAGGUUUGUGACGACUUUUGUUAUUACUUUAAUUGCUAUUAAAAGCAACACAGCGUGUGAACAAUUUAAAAGGAAGAGGAAAAAAGUGUAGUGGGGAUAUAUAGGAAUUAGACUUUAGUUUGAGGUACAGUGUGAACGCCAGAAGAAUUCAUCAAAGAUCAGAAAUAGUGAAACAUCCGACGACUGUGGAGACAUUCGUUCGUGUCUGUGACAAUAACGCAUCGUGAUUAAAGUGUAAAAUUUCUUUAGUUAAUACACGUGAAACAUGAUGAGCAUACCUGCUUCGGCACGCUUGGUAAACCUGGCCAGGAAGUCAUGCAUCAGAUUCCUCAGUACCAGACAACAGCAGAAUGAGGAACUGUCCAGGACGUGUGAAUAUGAGCGUUUUUAUUCUUAUCCAGCGGAGCCGGGAUUCGUGAAGAAUUCACCUUUCGAGAGCAUCAAUAUUCCCAACUGCACUAUCGACCAAUAUGUGUGGAGCAAUAUACAACAGUGGGAAAAUAAAGUGGCUGCGGUCUGCGGUAUAACAGAUCGUCAGUACACGUAUGCGGAGAUGCGGGACCACUGUGCGGCACUGGCCGUGCGUCUGCAGAAAAUGGGCCUGAAGCAGGGCACUUCGAUUGCUGUGUGCCUGCCAAACCUGCCUGAGUUCCCCAUCGCCGCUCUGGGAGCACUCGAGGCGGGUCUCGUGGUUACGACAGUAAAUCCAAUUUACACUCCUGAUGAAAUUUGUCGUCAACUGUUGGAUGCUGAUGCUAAUUUCGUCAUCACAACGGUGGAGCGCUUCAAUGUUGUUAAAGAGGCUUGCGCUCUGUCCAAGAAAUCCAUCAUGAUCGCUGCAGUUCGCCACAAAGCCACUGAACCUUUGCCCGAAGGCGCUAUUGAUUUCGCCGAGUUGAUAAAUCCACACGGAGUGGACUUCUCCUCACUCCAGCGUCCGAAUAUCUCCAUCGAGGACAUCGCUUUUCUACCCUACUCAUCAGGCACCACGGGCCUGCCCAAGGGUGUUCAACUCACACACCGUAACAUUACAUCAAACUGCGAAAUGCUGAAAGCCAAAACCGGUGACAUAUCCAUCAUUCAGCCCACUACUUCGGAUUAUCAGGACGUCCUUCCGUGCGUUCUACCUUUCUUCCACAUCUACGGACUCACCGUGACCCUGAUUUCAAAAUUGUGGCACGGAUGCAAGAUCGUCACACUACCCAGAUUCCAUCCAGACAGUUUCCUGAAUGUGAUGACAAAGUACAAAGGGUCUGUUCUUCAUCUUGUUCCGCCAAUCAUAAUCAUGCUUGGACAUCACGAUAAAGUACAGCCUCGUCAUACUGAAAGCAUUCGCAUUGUAAUGUCUGGAGCUGCUCCAAUGGGUGCCCCAGAUGCUGAGCGCUUUACCUCUCGUGCUCCAGGUGUGGAAUUCGUACAGGGAUACGGCCUGACAGAAACAUCUCCAGUUGUGCUAAUGAGCUCCGUGGGCAGCAAUAACUAUGCCUCCGUGGGUGAACCAUUGCCCAAUACUCAGGCUAAGGUAGUGGACAUCAGUGACCCCACUAGGACGGGUUUGGGGCCGAACAAGGUGGGUGAGCUACUCGUGCGUGGACCCCAAAUCAUGCGAGGCUACCAUAAUCGCAAGGAUGCCACUGAUGAGAUGUUGCAUGAGGAUGGUUGGCUCCGAACCGGCGACAUGGCGUACUAUGACGAGAACAAUCAUUUCUACAUCACAGAUCGUCUCAAGGAGCUUAUCAAGGUGAAGGGCUUCCAAGUGCCACCCGCCGAACUGGAAGAAUUGCUGCGCGACCAUCCCAAAGUGGCAGAUGCUGCCGUGAUCGGGAUUCCACAUCCGGUGAAUGGUGAAGUGCCAAGAGCGUUCAUUGUGAGCAAAACUGGCUCAGAAGUGACUGAAAAGGAGCUGCAGGAGUUUGUGGCCGGCAAAGUAGCCUCCUACAAGCGUCUCGAUGGUGGCGUUGAAUUUCUUGAGGCAAUCCCAAAGAGUGCCACGGGCAAGAUCUUGCGACGCGAAUUAAAACUCAAGUAUUGUUCGUAG
This is a messenger RNA of Phlebotomus argentipes, 2188 nucleotides long. RefSeq lists its product as uncharacterized. Gene Ontology annotation, cellular component: mitochondrion. The coding region runs from base 416 to 2188 and encodes 590 amino acids. NCBI's taxonomy places the organism in Eukaryota, Metazoa, Arthropoda, Insecta, Diptera, Psychodidae. The transcript is spliced from 5 exons. The record is from RefSeq and is a predicted model, not a curated record. Gene Ontology annotation, biological process: fatty-acyl-CoA biosynthetic process; long-chain fatty acid metabolic process. Gene Ontology annotation, molecular function: long-chain fatty acid-CoA ligase activity.